UUUGGUGUGUGGAACAGAUGUAAAAGUUGCACGCCGUUCACUCCAUGUUCGAGGGUCUACGUGUCUGCACCGCUGUUUAGAAAAGAAAGGAGACGCAGCCUUCCUCAAGCUCACUUCUCCUCAUAUUUUUUUGUUUCUCCACUUCUGUGCCGGUUUUCCCUCGUUAUGGCCACGCGCGUUCGACCGGGCAGCAAGCGGUGUGCAGUGAUCGGAGGGUCUGGUUUUCUGGGUAGACACCUGGUGGAGAAGCUCCUGGACAAAGGCUACUCUGUCUCCGUGUUUGACAUCCGGCAGAGCUACGAGCUUCCAGGCGCCACCUUUCACCAGGGAGACCUCUGCGAUAAACAGGCUCUGCUUUCUGCUCUGAAGGAUGUGUCUCUGGUAUUCCACUGUGCCUCCCCAGCUCCUUCUAGUGAUGACCGGCUGCUGUUUGAGAGGGUCAACAUUCAGGGCACUCAGACGGUUAUUCAGGCCUGCUUAGACGCAGGCGUACAGAAACUGGUCUUGACAAGCAGUGCCAGUGUGGUGUUUGAGGGCACCGACGUCAAGAAUGGAAAAGAGGAUCUGCCAUACGCCAAGAAGCCCAUUGACUACUACACUCAGACCAAGAUUGAACAGGAGAAGUUGGUUCUGGAGGCGUGCAACAAGCCGAAGGGUUUCCUCACGGUUGCUAUUCGGCCUCACGGCAUCUUUGGCCCUCGGGAUCCACAGCUGGUUCCCACCCUGGUGGACGCAGCUCGCCGGGGGAAGAUGAAGUUCAUCAUCGGUGAUGGAACCAAUCUUGUGGAUUUCACCUAUGUGGAGAAUGUUGUCCAUGGCCACAUCCUUGCUGCUGAGCACCUGAGAGCAGAGUCUCCUAUCUGUGGAAAACCGUAUCACAUCACCAAUGACGAGCCAAUCCGCUUCUGGGACUUCAUGUCUGAAGUUCUGGUGGGCUUGGGAUACGACGCCCCACGCUUCCACCUCCCAUACGCACUCGUGUACGGACUUGCCCUUCUUCUCUGGGUGCUCACCUGGAUCUUGCAUCCCUUUAUGUCUUUCAAACCCACCUUUACACCCAUGAGAGUGGCUUUGGCCGGGACCUAUCACUACUACAGCUGUGAUCGCGCCAAAGAACACCUGGGCUACAAGCCGGUGGUCAGUCUGAAGGAGGGGAUUGCACGCACGGUGGCAAGCUACCCUCAUCUUAGACGUGGAGCUUGAUGGUUUGAAUGAAGAUGCUGAAACCAGCAGGACGCACUGAAAGAACUAUUCAAACCACUGAUCGUCUCUGGAGGCUUUUGAAACCUUUUCUUGGCCUGCCCUGUUUUCACCAGCAGAUGGCAGCAAAUGGCUCCUCUACUCUUAGAGUUGUUGCAUUCUGCUAUCACACUUCUUGAUCAGAAAAAGCUAAACUCAUGACAUAAUUUUUCCUUUGAUUAAUUAUUUAUCAUACUGUGCAUAUUAUUGUGCAAAUUAUUAGACUAAUUUUGUUAGUCAAAAUGGACUAAAACAGCUGGAUGAUUGUGCAUUUGAAUGAUUGACUGCCGUCUGCAACGUGAAAGUGAUUUUUGGUUUGUAAACUCGACAUGCUAUAUUUUCACUAUUUUUGAAAAAUAUAAAGGACGUUUGCUAUAUUGCCCCUUGCUGGUAUUUUUGCGGGUACCACCCAAUUACUUGAAUUUUGCUAGAAAGAUUUUGAAAGUCUCACACUCUGCUGGUGUAAUUACUUGAAGUCAUAAUUUCUUACAGAUGGAAGAUGGAUGUAUUCACAUUCCUCAAAUUAAAUUCUUCAUUAGAGGUACAUCAA
Poeciliopsis prolifica (blackstripe livebearer) is the source of this 1789-nucleotide messenger RNA. It is a transcript of the gene nsdhl, whose product is annotated as NAD(P) dependent steroid dehydrogenase-like. Gene Ontology annotation, biological process: steroid biosynthetic process. Lineage: Eukaryota; Metazoa; Chordata; Actinopteri; Cyprinodontiformes; Poeciliidae. Gene Ontology annotation, molecular function: 3-beta-hydroxy-Delta5-steroid dehydrogenase (NAD+) activity. The record is from RefSeq and is a predicted model, not a curated record. Bases 166 to 1203 code for a protein of 345 amino acids. The transcript is spliced from 7 exons.